AUGCCAGAAGAUUCAUCAGAAGAAGAGGUUCUUGAUUAUAUUUCGCGAUUCAACGAGGAAUCCUCCGUUCAUGGUAUCCACAUUCAGCUGCCUCUACCUCGUCAUAUGGAUAAGGAAAAAAUCUUGAAUGCUGUUCGAGUUGAGGAAGAUGUUAAUGGAUUCAGUUCACUAAAAACUCGAGAUCAAGAGCCGCCAUUUAAAUUUCCUUCCGUAAUUCCAUGUACAGCCAAAGGCUGCAUAGAAUUGUUGUACAGAUGUGAGAUUCGUAUAAAGGGGAACUCAGUAGUUGUUAUUGGUAAUGGAAGUGAAACUGACAUUGUUGCACCUCCUGUCGCAUAUUUAUUAGAGAGGCAUGGAGCCAAUAAGGUCACUCUUGUGCACCGUGGAACAGAGAACCUCGCGGAGAUCGUCAAACAAGCAGAUAUCCUGAUCUGUGCCGCAGAAAGAGCAUACGUAGUGAGGGGUCGCUGGAUUAAGCCAGGAGCAGUAGUCAUUGACACCGGGAAUAAUAGAAUCAUCGAUCAGAGACGUCAUCUAGGACCAGGCUAUCGAUUUGUUGGGGACGUUUGA
Messenger RNA from Papaver somniferum (opium poppy), 570 nucleotides. RefSeq names its product bifunctional protein FolD 4, chloroplastic-like. The transcript has a single exon. Bases 1 to 570 code for a protein of 189 amino acids. Gene Ontology annotation, biological process: tetrahydrofolate interconversion. Gene Ontology annotation, cellular component: cytosol. Gene Ontology annotation, molecular function: methenyltetrahydrofolate cyclohydrolase activity; methylenetetrahydrofolate dehydrogenase (NADP+) activity. NCBI's taxonomy places the organism in Eukaryota, Viridiplantae, Streptophyta, Magnoliopsida, Ranunculales, Papaveraceae. The record is from RefSeq and is a predicted model, not a curated record.